Chelonia mydas (Green sea turtle) is the source of this 1020-nucleotide messenger RNA. RefSeq lists its product as uncharacterized. The coding region runs from base 1 to 1020 and encodes 339 amino acids. The record is from RefSeq and is a predicted model, not a curated record. Lineage: Eukaryota; Metazoa; Chordata; Testudines; Cheloniidae. The transcript is spliced from 3 exons.
AUGGUCCACAGGUCCCCAAUGUACCUGCUGGCGCCCGAGGGUGCCCAUCGUGGCUUGUCGCGAGAAUCAUCUGUUCCAGUGGCAGAGAUCUCGGGCGCAUUUUCCCCCUGGCAGAGAUCUGGGGCGCGUUUUCCCCGUGGCAGAGAUUCAGCGUGCAGUGUCCUGGUGGCAGACGUCUGUGGACCUAUAUCCCUGUGGCAGAGAUCCAGGGCGCAGUGUCCCGGUGGCAGAGAUCCAGGGCGCAGUGUCCCGGUGGCAGACGUCUGUGGACCUAUAUCCCCGUGGCAGAGAACUGAGGCGUGUUAUCCCCGUGGCAGAGAUCUAGGGCGCAGUGUCCCAGUGGCAGACGUCUGUGGAUCCAUAUCCCCGUGGCAGAGAUCUAGGGCGCAGUGUCCCAGUGGCAGACGUCUGUGGACCCAUAUCCCCGUGGCAGAGAUCUGGGGUGUGUUAUCCCCGUGGCAGAGAUCCAGGGCGCAGUGUCCCGGUGGCAGAGAUCCAGGGCGCAGUGUCCCGGUGGCAGACGUCUGUGGACCUAUAUCCCCGUGGCAGAGAACUGAGGCGUGUUAUCCCCGUGGCAGAGAUCUAGGGCGCAGUGUCCCAGUGGCAGACGUCUGUGGACCCAUAUCCCCGUGGCAGAGAUCCAGGGCGCAGUGUCCCGGUGGCAGACGUCUGUGGACUCAUAUCCCGUGGCAGAAAUCUAGGGCGCAGUGUCCCAGUGGCAGACGUCUGUGGACCUAUAUCCCCGUGGCAGAGAUCUGGGGCGUGUUAUCCCCGUGGCAGAGAUCCAGGGCGCAGUGUCCCGGUGGCAGACGUCUCUGGACCUAUAUCCCCGUGGCAGAGAUCUGGGGUGUGUUAACCCCGUGGCAGAGAGUGCAGUGUCCCGGUGGCAGACGUCUGUGGACCUAUAUCCCCGUGGCAGAGAUCUGGGGUGUGUUAUCCCCGUGGCAGAGAUCCAGGGCGCAGUGUCCCGGUGACAGGCAUCUGUGGACCCAUAUCCCGGUGGCAGAGACCCACGGGUGA